Molecule: messenger RNA, 876 nt
Organism: Acipenser ruthenus (sterlet)
Lineage: Eukaryota; Metazoa; Chordata; Actinopteri; Acipenseriformes; Acipenseridae
Gene: tmem220
Product: transmembrane protein 220
Exons: 6
Coding region: 215-757 (180 amino acids)
Source: RefSeq, a predicted model, not a curated record
AAUGGGCUUUGUAUUGGUUUAGAAGAUCCUACAUUGAAAAAAAGGAAAUGCUUGAAAAGUGUUUUUUUCUUCUUUUUUUCCUGUAAGUUUGUAUAUUGAUACGCCGACUACCGUCAUUAUACCAGAAGUAGAACUACACUUCCCAAGUUUCAAAGGAAUAACUACCCAUGUGACACGCGCGAGUUUCCUCUGAAAGAAGAACCGAAACACCGAAAUGAGCAAGCAGAAUACAUUACGAGAACAUAUAAAACCUAACAGUCAUUCGUCAUGUUCUCGAUGUUUUCAUGUUAUGUGGAGAAGCUGCAAUCUGUGCAUGUCUGUCUUUUUUGCAUUAGCGGCAUACGUGCAGAUUAAUGACCCAGAUGCAGCCAUUUGGAUGGCAGCAUAUGCCAUCCCAGCUGGUUUAUGUUUUUGGGUCAGCAUCAAACCUAUGAUUACAGAGAAUUUAAUCUGGAGAAAACUGUGUGAUCUGCACAUGUUUCUUUGUGCCACAGUUGCUGGUAUCUUGGGAUGGUCUCUGUACAAUAGUGCAACAAAGAACAUUAUCCAUGAAGAAGAGGGGAGGGAGUGUUUUGGUUUGGUAUUAAUAGCAGUAUGGCUUCUUCUUUGUCGACAUUCAGAAAAGACCGGAGUUGGUGGCUUAAGACUUUUGACUGCAGUUGCUAUCACCAUAUUUCCAUUUGUGGCUUGGCUAUACUAUUACAUUAACAAAGAACUGAGGUCCAGCUGGCCCUCGCACUGCAAAACUGCACUAUAGACCCUGGAGAAUAUCAACUGGACCAGCCUGUUCAACUGUGACUCAAUUACUCGCAUAUUAUUGAUUAAACACAUUUAAAUACAGUAUAUAAAUAUAAAUAAAACACACUUAUUUAUAGA